UUCUCCGUUAUUUUUUAUUGUUGUUAUUAUUUUCUCAUCGAUCACUAUAAGUUUCGUCAAAAAAAAAACUGCUUCAAGAAAGAAGUGAUAAUCGAGGAGGAGGAGGAGGAGGAGGAGGAGGAGGAGGAGGAGGUGGAAGCGAAGGAGUUUGAUAUUUUUUUUACCCUCUAACGUGAUUCUUUUUCAUUCCCUUUUCAAGGACUUGGUUGAUGGAAUAAAGUAAAAAAAAGAAAGAAAGAUAGAUAGAUAGGAUAGAUAGAUAGAUAGUUAGUGAAAGAUAGUUAAAAAAAAAAACAAAAAAGAAGAAGAAUAAUAAUUAUAGUUACGAUGAUCAGUGAUACGUGCGGAUACGUCCCCUUCCUGCUACUGCUGUUGCUGGUUCCAUACAUCGAAAGCGCUCGGCGAUUAAACGAAUAUAUUCGUCAUUACGAACCACUUUCCUAUCCAACGGAGGAGGUCCACAGAGGUCACCUGAGGGCCAAGAGGUCGGUCACCCGCGACAAUUUCGUGACUUUAAAGUUUCGUUCGCAUAACAGAGACUUUCACAUUCGACUGAAGCGAGACCUGAAAACGUUUAGCAAUAAUCUAGUUAUAGAAGGUCCUAAUGGACGUCAAGAGGAACUUGAUACCUCGCAUAUUUACGAGGGUCAUCUCAUUG
This is a messenger RNA of Polistes canadensis, 658 nucleotides long. Its product is annotated as disintegrin and metalloproteinase domain-containing protein 10-like. Lineage: Eukaryota; Metazoa; Arthropoda; Insecta; Hymenoptera; Vespidae. Gene Ontology annotation, molecular function: metalloendopeptidase activity. Gene Ontology annotation, cellular component: plasma membrane. The record is from RefSeq and is a predicted model, not a curated record. Gene Ontology annotation, biological process: Notch signaling pathway; membrane protein ectodomain proteolysis.